Notothenia coriiceps (black rockcod) is the source of this 1222-nucleotide messenger RNA. RefSeq names its product ATP synthase mitochondrial F1 complex assembly factor 1 (gene atpaf1). Gene Ontology annotation, biological process: mitochondrial proton-transporting ATP synthase complex assembly. The record is from RefSeq and is a predicted model, not a curated record. Bases 29 to 976 code for a protein of 315 amino acids. Gene Ontology annotation, cellular component: mitochondrion. Lineage: Eukaryota; Metazoa; Chordata; Actinopteri; Perciformes; Nototheniidae. The transcript has 9 exons.
AAAGCAGCUCCCCGGCGGAGCACUUUAGAUGUUGCAAGAGAGAGAUGUAAAGAUGGCGGCGGCCUUGGUACAAAUGACAUGUUUGUACCGGGGGAUUUUAGCGGUUAGGGUCCCCGGCAUCAGGCCGCUGAUCCCCGGGCUGGUCCCGCUGCAGUACCGGGCCUUCUCGGUCCGGAAGGAGCCGCAGCUGGAGGAGAACCCGUUCUUCGACAAGUACCAGGACAAGAUCCAGAAGCUUCGCAGCACCAAACCUCAGGAGUACAAAGCCAGAGUGGAGACGCGUCGUGAUGCCAAGAAGGAAGUGCUGGGACACUCAAAGCAGACAGAGUUCAUCAAGCUCAUGGAGCAUGAGUUGGAGAAAAAGGACAAGAUUGCUGCUGGCGAAGGAGAGUCAGGAGGUUUCACAAAGAACAAGACGCUGGACUCCAUCCUAGACCUGGAGAAGAUCCGGGACAUGACGGGGGGGGAGGUCUCAGAGCUCUGGAUGAAUUAUUACGCCGCCAAGGACACAAUCAGCGCCGUGAUCCCGACGCAGUUGUACGAUUUGAUUAAAAGCAGAUCAAAUGCUUCCCCUAUGUUCCUCUACGCUCUGCCUCAGAGGGAGGGAUACGAGUUCUUCUUGGGUCAGUGGUCCAGACACGAGCUCCACUUCACCUCCCUCAUCAACGUCCAGACGAUGGGUGAGCAUGCUCCCAGUCAGCUGAUCCUCUACCACUACCCCGACCUGAAGGAGGAGAAGGGCGUGGUCCUCAUGACCGCUGAGAUCGACCCCAAGUUCAUAACCGUCCACCAGGCUCAGUGCUUGGCCAAUCAGGUGCAGCUGUUCUACGGCACGCAUAGGCAGGAGACGUUCCGAUUGGUGGAGGACUUUAACCACCACCCUGCAGACUUCAAACACAUGUUGUUGAUCGCAGAGCUGGAGCAGAGCGGCCUGGGGUCAGCGAGGGAAACCAUGGGAAGCCAAGAGAUGGACUGAAGACCCUCUCUUGCAGUUGGAACUCCGGGAACCGUUGGUGUUCCUUUUUAAAUCAGAGAGAUAUGUGCUUUUUCUUAAAACAACUAAAAGAAGCUUCACAUGAACUCUGUUGGAGAUUUUAUCAUUUCAUCUGCCCGACAUUUUUUCAUUGUGCAUCCAUGUGUAAGUAACCACAGGAGAAUAAUGUGGUAUUGGUCAGUUCCAUGAUAAAUAAAUGCUUUAAUAAAUCAUCUUCAAAAACCCAAA